Carya illinoinensis is the source of this 1053-nucleotide messenger RNA. RefSeq lists its product as uncharacterized. The transcript has 3 exons. Bases 1 to 1053 code for a protein of 350 amino acids. The record is from RefSeq and is a predicted model, not a curated record. NCBI's taxonomy places the organism in Eukaryota, Viridiplantae, Streptophyta, Magnoliopsida, Fagales, Juglandaceae.
AUGUGGUGGGCAUCUUACCAGUUCACAGGCACUCCUAGCUUUAUACUAGCUGGGAAACUAAAAGUUUUGAAAAAUGAUCUAAGAAAAUGGAACCUGGAAGUCUUCAGGAACAUCAAUGACCAGCAGAACAAACUCUUCAUGGAACUACAACAAUUUGAUGAAAAAGAAGUAGAAAGGACAUUAUUAGAUAAUGAUAGGGCAAGAAAAUUGACUGUUGUUACUGAACUAGAAAAAGUUACUACUAUGGAGGAGAUUAUGUGGAGACAAAAAUCACGGGCCCUUUGGUUGAAAGAAUGGGAUAGGAGCACAAAGUUUUUUCAUAGAAUUGCAAAUUCCCAUCGAAGAAAUAAUGUCAUAGAGGUCCUCCAUACGGAUGGCAGAGUUUUACUGGGUAGAGAUGUCAUUAAGGAGCGUAUUGUCCAAUUUUAUGAGAAGCUUUUGACAGAGCAAUACACUUGGAGGCCCAAGGUUGACGGACUAGCCUUUGAUUCUAUUGACCACUCAAGCGCGGCUUGGUUGGAGAGGCCUUUUGAUGAAAACGAGAGCCUUAAUGCUUCUUUCAUCACCCUCAUUCCCAAGAGGGUACGGUUGGUGAAAGUGAAUGAUUUCCGUCCCAUAAGUUCGAUAAGUGGGGUCUACAAGAUCAUUUCCAAAGUUUUAGUAAAGCGGUUGAGCGAAGUCUUGGAGAAGAUCAUUUUGAAAUCCCAAAAUGCUUUUGUGAAAGGAAGGUACGACUUUGGGGAACGAUGGUGCCAGUGGAUAAAGCACUGUAUUACAAUAGCCAGAUUCUCUGUUUUGGUCAAUGGCACUCCUGAAGGCUUUUUCAACAGUUGUCGGGGUUUGAGACAAGGGGAUCCUAUCUCCCCGCUAUUAUUUAUUCUUGUCAUGGAUGUGCUGAUUAGAAUGCUGAGAAGGGCGGUGGAAGGGGGUUUUCUCUCUGGUUUCACGGUGGGCGGUUCCACACAUGCCAGCUUGACAGUCUCCCACCUUCUCUUCGCCAAUGAUACAUUGAUUUUCUGUGACCCAGACCAGGAACAGUUCCUCUCUUUAUGA